This is a messenger RNA of Nanorana parkeri, 1148 nucleotides long. RefSeq names its product siah E3 ubiquitin protein ligase 1 (gene SIAH1). Gene Ontology annotation, molecular function: ubiquitin protein ligase activity; ubiquitin conjugating enzyme binding; zinc ion binding. Gene Ontology annotation, cellular component: cytoplasm. Gene Ontology annotation, biological process: proteasome-mediated ubiquitin-dependent protein catabolic process; multicellular organism development. NCBI's taxonomy places the organism in Eukaryota, Metazoa, Chordata, Amphibia, Anura, Dicroglossidae. The transcript is spliced from 2 exons. Bases 91 to 939 code for a protein of 282 amino acids. The record is from RefSeq and is a predicted model, not a curated record.
ACUGGCAAAGCCACCCACAGCGUGCUCUACUCGUGGAAAGGGGUUCUCUUCACAUGCCUGUCAGGGAGUGACCCCAAGAAGAGGAAAGAUAUGAGCCGUCAGACUGCUGCAGCCAUCCCAACUGGUACUUCAAAGUGUCCCCCUUCUCAGCGGGUGCCUGCUUUGACAGGAACAACGGCUUCCAACAAUGACUUGGCGAGCCUCUUCGAAUGCCCCGUGUGCUUUGACUAUGUCUUGCCACCAAUCCUCCAGUGUCAAAGUGGACACCUCGUGUGUAGCAACUGUCGCCCGAAGCUCACAUGUUGCCCGACAUGCCGGGGUCCCUUGGGAUCCAUCCGCAACUUGGCAAUGGAAAAAGUCGCAAACUCUGUCCUCUUCCCCUGCAAAUACGCUUCUUCGGGCUGCGAGGUAACAUUGCCGCACACGGAGAAGGCGGACCACGAAGAGCUGUGCGAAUUCCGACCGUAUUCAUGUCCCUGUCCGGGGGCUUCCUGCAAAUGGCAAGGAUCCCUGGACGCAGUGAUGCCACACCUCAUGCACCAGCAUAAAUCCAUCACGACAUUACAAGGGGAGGAUAUAGUGUUUCUUGCCACGGACAUUAACCUUCCGGGUGCCGUUGACUGGGUCAUGAUGCAAUCCUGUUUCGGCUUUCAUUUCAUGUUGGUCUUGGAGAAGCAAGAAAAGUACGACGGCCACCAACAGUUCUUCGCCAUCGUGCAGCUAAUAGGAACGCGCAAGCAAGCGGAGAACUUUGCAUACAGGCUGGAGCUGAACGGUCACCGCCGGCGAUUAACGUGGGAAGCUACACCCCGCUCUAUCCACGAGGGCAUUGCAACGGCCAUCAUGAACAGCGACUGCCUAGUGUUUGACACGAGCAUUGCACAACUUUUUGCGGAAAACGGCAAUUUAGGAAUAAAUGUGACAAUUUCCAUGUGUUAAAUGGUCGAUUUGCGGAAUCUGCAGGGCCAGUGUUUAAAGACUUACUUUUUUUUUUUUUUGGCUUUAUAUUUCACAUACUGCAUUUAAAAAAAAUGACUUUUAUUGGCCGCCACGGACGGUGAUAUGGAGGCACAGCCAAUGAACAGUAACUACACACAUACAGGAAGCAAAAUGCAUGUAAAAAAAUAAAAUAAAGAAAACAUUAAAAA